This is a messenger RNA of Scylla paramamosain (green mud crab), 4907 nucleotides long. Its product is annotated as serine/threonine-protein kinase 11-interacting protein-like. Gene Ontology annotation, molecular function: protein binding. The coding region runs from base 208 to 1818 and encodes 536 amino acids. The record is from RefSeq and is a predicted model, not a curated record. NCBI's taxonomy places the organism in Eukaryota, Metazoa, Arthropoda, Malacostraca, Decapoda, Portunidae. The transcript is spliced from 25 exons. Gene Ontology annotation, cellular component: cytoplasm.
UCCAAGAACCGAACACCAAGUCACGGGGAUAGAGUGAGAGGGUAAACAAGACAGUUUCCUUUACCAGUUUCAUUGAGUUUCCCCGACUUGCUGAUUCACCCUGAUGACUGACCAGCUUCAUUCUAUCUCAGCCCACUAGCAGCUCCCCUCCCGCGCCGCUGAGGAGGGCUGGGACAAGCAGGACGAAAAGAAACAGACACUGCCACCAUGAACGAGGACACACUGGAGCGCUUGUGUCGCCUUGCUCCGGCACUCAAGCAGUCAGCACACCUCCUGCUCCACCACAAUCACAACCUGUCCCUUGACACGCACACGCUGAUGGAGAUGCAGCAAGCGUUCAGUCUGAUUCUCGACAUGGAGCAACAUACAAAUUUUCAUGUCUUGCCGCCAAAUCACCGCCAGCAUCCCGCCAUUCCACACCUGCAGAUGCUCUAUGACCUCCUGCAGAAGGUGGCGGGGCUCAGGCUAUGGUGCCGCCAAGACCACCAGCAGCAGCAGCAGCAGCAGCAGCAGGGCGUGGUCAGCCUGAGGUGUUUCCGCAGCCUUCGCACACUGGAGUUGACCAGCGUCCCCGUGGCCAGACUGAGGACACUGCAGGCCCUGAGGUCACAGCUGAGGCGCCUGGUGGUGACCCGCGGCCUCUCCUGCCUGGCUGACCUCUUUGUGUGCUGCGGGGCUGACCAGGCAGGGGAGUUCGUGUGGGAGCAACUGGUGGAGGCAACGCUGGCCCACAAUGCACUGCAGGGCGGCACGCUGGAUGACUCCCUGCGCCUCCUGCCAAAUCUGAAGGUACUUGACGUCAGCCACUGUGGCCUUCAUGACGUGACCUCCUUGACACACCUGCCGGCCCUCUCCUACCUGGACGUGAGCCACAACAACCUUACACACCUCCCACACCUGCCCCCCGCCACCUCCCCCUCCCUGGUGGUGCUGCUGGCCUCACACAAUGCUAUACACACACUGCAGGGCCUACAAGUGAUGACAGGGCUGGAGGAGGUCAACGUGGGUCACAACUUCAUCGCGACCCGGUCUGGGCUGGUGACCCUGGCUGCCCUGCCCCGUCUGAGGUCGCUGUGUGUGGAAGGAAACCCUGUGUGCUGUGACCCGGCCCAUCGCAGCGCUGUCUUGUGUCUGCUGCACCCUGCCACUUUGCCUGACCAGCUCCUCUUAGACAACCACUCGCUCACCCAAGCAGAACAAGAGCUAAUUGGCAGCAUUUCUUCACCUCCCGAUCACCUCCACUCCCCCAUCUCCCCUUCUCCCCUCUCCCCACUCCUCUCCCUGCACACAGAGUCUUCACAGCCACACCAAGAGAGAGAGACACAGCCUUACCCGUCGCUGCCUCAUGACACACUGACGCAGGCUGGAGCAGGGCCUAGGCGAAGGUCAAGGAAGAAGAGGACCACCAGACACAUAGCCCUGGGGGGGAGGGGGAGGAGGAGGAGGAGGAGGCAGGGGAGAGUGGCCCCCCUCCCUCACUCAGCCCUCCCCCUACCUGUACAUCCCCCACCCCCCUACCUCUCUGCUGCAAGGAGGGGGUCAUUUCUCCCUAGCAGACGACACCCCAGCCCCCCUCCCCCUAGUCUGGCAGUAGGGGGCCCCCUCACCGCCCCUAAUGGAACGCUAUCAGAAGCCCUGGCAGUGUUGACACCCCCACCCCCUAUCAGGUCCGUUCAAGAUCACAAUGAUAAAUUAUUAGAAGAGAUUUUGCAAGCUAAGCCUACUCUGUCCAGUCCCCCCUCCCCCCUGCUGCUGCUGAUGAUGAUGAUGAUGGUGGUGGCCAGAAGGAGGAAGAGGAAGAGGAGGAGGUGGAGGUAGUGGAGGAGGAGGAGGAGGAAGAGGAAGAGUUUUAUAAGAAGAUAGAAGAUUUUAGUGCGGAGUGUAGUGAAGAGGAAGAAGAAGAAGAAGGAGCCUUACUCAUCCUAGCCCAGCGCCUUAAGGAAGAAGAAGAGGAGGAGGAGGAGGAGGAGGGGAAGAGAGGAGGAGGAGGAGGAGGAGGAGGAGAGAGAGAAUGAUGUAAUUAUCUCUCUCUGUUCCAAGCAAUUUAAAGAGAAACAUUUUGUGUCCACUAGGAUCUUGUUCAGGUGGGAUGUGAGUUGUAUAGAGAGCAUUCAAGAACAACAACAACAACAACAACAACAACAACAACAUCAACAAAUCGCUAUCGUUAAGAUGACCUUUGACACCACCAGGGCAUCACACAGGUCAAGGGUCUACGCUAUGGAGAGAGAGGAUUUUCUGAACCUGCAGGCGGCCCUCACACCCCUGCAGGCGCUGUCCACGGCCUGCAGGCAUCUCCUACCUAGGCAAGGUAGUCAGGAGAGAUGUCUAGAUUGCACGAAAGGGGGGAGGCAGCCCCACCUCACCUCCACCCCCUCCCCCCACUCCAGUCUUCCCAAACAGGGCAGUAUGAAGAUUCAAGUGAAGGGGUGAGUGUGUGCACAAUCAGCAGCAGCAGCAGCACCAGCACCCCCGCCAGUGACACGGAGGGGGCGGGGGGAGGAGGAGGCGCCCCCACCCUCCCCUACACCUCUCCCUCUCUCCCCAGCACCAGGAGAGGCAGUGAUGUGGAGGUUAUUAGUAAUCCAUCUGUGUCCAGCAUUGAGGUGAUUGAAAAGGAUAACAAUGGUGGUGGUGGUGGUGGUGGUUGGCCUUCCCACCCCCGCAGACGCCCCCCAGCUCCCCCCAGCCCCCCCGCCCCCCUCCAGGACCCCCACCCCAUGCAGGAGAGCAGUUCAUCAGGGUCUCUGACUGGGAGUGUGUGUACAGCCUAUGAGAGAGGGGGGCAGGGGGGCCUCACUCCCUCCCCACCACCCCCUACAAGGCCCCCCUUCCCCUGGUGCCCCCUACCCCCACGGACCUCACUGAUGUCACAGAUUGCAGUACACUCUAUCUGUCAGCUGAAAGUACCCUCAGGGAGCCCACCUCCCCCUCACCCCCACUGUGGUGAGUUGUUGUUGUUGUUGUUGUUGUUGUUGUUGUUGUUGUUGUUGUUGUUGUUCUUCUUCUUCCUUGUAUACUCUCUCUCUCUGUCUCUCUCUCUCUCUCUCACCUCCCAUUCAUCCUCCCAGAUACACUGAAGAAGGAAAAAGAAGAAGAAGAAGAAGAAGAAGAAGAGGAGGAAGAAGGAGGAGGAGGAGGAGGAAGACUGGUCAGUAUUGGUCCCUGGAUUGAGUCUCUCCUUCACACGCACACAGGGUAUCACUGGAAUUGGUGGGAGGACUUAGAAGCAGAAAACAAGAUGGAGGACAAAGAGGACAAGGCAGAGAAGAAGAAGAGGAGGAGGAGGAGGAAGAAGAAGGAAGAGGAGGAGGAAGACAAGAAUAAAAACAACACAAACAAGAAUCGAAAAAAAGAAGAAGAAGAAGAAGAUGUGAACAUUAAAACCAUUAGUAGUAUUAAUAGUAGUAGUAGUAGUAGUAGUAGUACAAUUAGAAAGCCUAACAACCCAAUUGCUUUCAACUACGAGGACUUUUCGCAAGUGGACCAUCGUUUGAAGCUGUACUUGGAGGUGUCUCUACUGCUGGAGCCUGAGGAACAGCUGUUAGGACUCGUUAAGGCGGUGAUGGUGAUGUCAAGGGGCAAGAGGGAGUUCCAAGGCCUCCUGGUGGUGUCGUCUGUCACCUUCUACCUGUUGGAGAUCAUAGGACCCCUGGAUGACACCCCCCAAGGCUGGCUGGACGAGGUGGGGCGUGGGGAGCUAGCGGGGGUGGUGGAGGUACACAGCCUCUUACAGCGUCAAGGGGUGGCCCUCUCGCUCUCUCUCUCCCCCACCACCGCCACCACCACCACCACCACCACCACCACCACUACCACAAUAUUGCUGCUGGUUUGUCUUGCGGAUUCUCAUCGUUCAAACUGCUUCUUCAACUUCCUAAUGGAGGCGCUGGGGGGCGGGGGAUAACGCCCUCCCUGGCAGAGGCGGCCCCCACACAGGAGGCAGCGCUGGGGGCCCUGCUGGGGGGCGAGGAAGGGGAGGCGGGCCCCCCUUCCCUGUUUGCCAUUGUCUCUCUGUUAACGGAGGGCGGGUCCAGCGAGAGUCAGUACCUGCUGAUUAACGAGACAGACAUUAUUCUUUACCUGGCUGACCUCACCUGGUACCUCCCCACUACUACUACUACUGCUACUACUGCUGCUACUACUACUGCUACUACUGCUGCUGCUGCUACAGGUGGUGGUGGUGGUGGUCUGGUCACAACAGCCGCUCAAAAGAUUUAUAAUGUGACUUCCGUGGAGGUGCACACGCCCCACCACUUGUCAGUACACUUCCAGGAUGACGUCACACAGCAGGAGAGCGACUGGCACCUCCAUGUGGCAUCCCCGCAGGCCGGCUGGCACCUUAUUGAGGCUCUAAGGGCACCCUGGUCUGACCUCUUCUCUGUCCAGCUCCAGGUCACCUAUCACACACACCAAGAAUGACCUGACCUGACCUAACUAUACUUGACCUAGCCUUAUCUAACCUGACUUUGACCUCUUAAUCUAAUCUAAUAUAACCUACACUACAUAUGAGCUGAACUGACCUGACCUGACCUGAUCUGACCUGACCUGACCUGACCUAAAUAAACUUGACCUCUUAAUCUGAUCUAAUAUAACCUACACUAUAUAGAGAAUGAGCUGUCCUGACCUGACCUGAUCUGAUCUGACCUGACCUGACAAAACUUGACCUAGGCUAACAAGACUUGACCUAGCCUUACCUAACCCAACCUAGACCUAUUAAUUUAAUCUAAUAUAACCUACACCACAAAGAAUUAGCUGACCUGAUCUGACCUGACCUGACCUGAGCUAACAAAACUUGACCCUGACUUACCUAACCUAACCUAGACCUUUUAAUCUGACCUAACCUAAACACACACACACACACACACACACACACACACACACACACACACACACACACACACACAGAC